Molecule: messenger RNA, 6073 nt
Organism: Oreochromis niloticus (Nile tilapia)
Lineage: Eukaryota; Metazoa; Chordata; Actinopteri; Cichliformes; Cichlidae
Gene: cemip2
Product: cell migration inducing hyaluronidase 2
Exons: 24
Coding region: 266-4492 (1408 amino acids)
Source: RefSeq, a predicted model, not a curated record
UUGGUUGAAAGCCGCGCCUGCUUCGCUCUCUGUGGAACCGGAGGCUGAUCGCGGGGAGAAAGGCAGCCUAUCAGCAGAAAAAGAACCACCAUGUGAACAAAGGGUAUAUAAGAAGGGACACGAAAGCGCAGACUUGUCAGGGUGAGAACUUAUCUGAUUAUCUCACCACCUCUGGGGCAGCGUUUUCAGGGCUCGGCAGAGAGCGAAUGGACAGAGCCGGGAGAGGAAUAGGACAGUCCCUCCAACGGUAGCAGACACGUAUACCAUGCCGACGAGUGAUGGCCCCAGCAGGUUCCCUGUCUUUGUGCCUCCACCUCAGGGCAGCCAGAGGUGCCCAGGUUAUGUCCCCGGGCGAGUGGCUCCAGUCCGCUCGAUGCCACAUGCCAAAACGCCUCCGCCUCCACCGAUAAAACCUCAUGGCCCACCACUGGGGCGACAAACAAGGGUCACCUUGUCAGAAGAGAACCAGUGUAGGGAGGAUGCGCAGAGGCUCCAGCAAAAGCUAAGAAAGAAGACUCUGAUCUGCUGUGGAGUGUCGCUGGGGGCUUUCUUCCUCACGCUUAUCCUUGUCCUUAGCCUCCGUAGUGGUCCUGAGUUAGAUGAGAAUUGCCCAGAUCACAACCCAUCUCUCAGUAACUGGAAUCCAGGUCACCAACCACAGCGGGCUGUCAUUGUCAGGAGAGGAGAUUUGUUUAGACUGGAUGCUUCUGCUACCUUACGCUCACUUACCAUCCAAUCAGGAGGUCGGGUAGUUUUUGCAGACAGCCAUGACGGCUCCAAAAACAUAACCUUGAGAACACAUCACAUCCUCAUAGAAGAAGGCGGCGCCCUUCACAUCGGUUCGCCCAAAUGUCGCUACCGUUCCCGUGCCACCAUUGCUCUCAUGGGCCGUUCUGACAGCGAGGCUGUCUCCGAGGUCCCCGCUUUUGGCCGCAAGUUCAUUGGUGUGAAAGCCGGCGGAACUCUGGAGGUACACGGGACUGAGAGAGUUUCCUGGUCUCUGCUAACCAGAAGCAUCCCGGCGUCUGGGGUGGCCACGGGGGGUUAUGCCUUCCAGCGAAACUUCAGCCGAGGCAUCCACCUGCGCGUGGUGGACCAGGACACGGCUGCUCUGCUGUUCUCCGAACGCUACGACACGUAUGAUUCCCGCAACGACAGCCAGCGGCUCGCCCAGCUGCUUCGCUCCCUGCCAGUGGGCCGAAUUGUCACACUCGCUGUGGGAGACUCUGCCGACAGAAAUCUUGAGCAAGGAACCAGGGAGGUCAUCAACGAGAAACUCGGCAGCAGAUUUGUUUGGCAUCUCCAGUACAGGCAGGCGUGGGCUUUGGUUUCCGUGAUAGGCGGUGGAAAUGCAUCAUGCUCGGAGGAUGUUAGGGAACACGAAAACCAUGACACAGGAGGAAGAGCUCUGGCAAGACGGAACUUCACCACUGUUAAUGGAGUGGGUUUCUCGGUCACUGCCUAUAGCGAGUGGAAGACCGGCGUCCCUACUGCAGGCUUCCAGGUGGAUGCUGUGGACCAGGUGGUGCUAAACCUGCAGGAUGAAGUGAAACAGACAUGGCUACCAGGGGAUCGCAUCGUAGUUGCCAGCACGGACUACUCAAUGCACCAGGCUGAAGAGUUUACCCUUCUGCCCUGCCCUCAGUGUAACAGCCGACAGGUCAAGAUACAAGGGAAGCCUCAGUAUAACCAUACCGGAGAGAUCAUAGAUGGCAUCGACAUGCGCGCCGAAGUGGGUCUCCUAUCCAGAAACAUUCUCAUUUAUGGAGAAAUGGAAAACUCCUGCUACGGAGACAACCUGUGUCAGUUCUACAACCACGACACCUUUGGAGGCCACAUCAAGAUUCUCAGUAACUUCUCGUCAGUGCAUCUGUCCUACGUGGAGUUAAAGAACAUGGGUCAGCAGGCGAAAAAAAGCCGCUACCCCCUCCACUUCCACAUGUGUGGGGAUGUCGACCAGAAGGGAGGCUACACGGAGCCCACCUAUGUGGACGGACUCUCCAUACACAAGUCCUUCUCCCGCUGUCUCACCAUCCACGCCACCAACGGCCUGCUGGUCAAGGACACUAUAGGCUACGACACCUUGGGCCACUGUUUUUUCCUUGAGGAUGGGAUCGAGCAACGCAACACUUUCUACCACAACCUUGGCCUCCUGACCCGACCUGGGACUCUGUUACCCACCGAUCGCAAUGAGACCCUCUGCCUCAGCAUCAAGGACAAAGUCUACAAGGGCUACACUCCCUCACCCAGUACAGAGUGCAAGGCAGUCUCAACAUUCUGGAUCGCCAACCCCAACAACAACCUCAUCAGUAAUGCAGCAGCUGGUUCUCAGGAUGCUGGGAUUUGGUUCGUGUUCCACAGCUCUUCCACAGGUGACUCCCAUGGCCUGGUACCAGAGACCAAGGCCGAGCUCACACCUUUGGGGAUUUUUUACAACAAUCGUGUACACUCCAACUUUAAGGCAGGGCUGUUCAUCGACAAAGGAGUGAAGACCACCAAUGCCACUGCUGCUGACCCCCGGGAAUACCUAUGUUUGGACAACAGUGCCAGAUUUCGCCCACACCAAAAUGCCGACCCUAGUCGCCCUCGGGUGGCAGCUGUCAUCGACACUCUGAUCUCCUUCAAGAACAACGACUUGGGGGCGUGGAUACGCGGUGGAGACAUUAUCAUCAAGAACUCUGGCUUUGCCGACAAUGGAGUGGGAUUGUCCUUUGCCAGUGAUGGCAGCUACCCUAAAGAUGAAGGCUCCAGUCAGGAGGUGACGCAGUCCCUGUUUGUGGGCGAGAGCCGUAACAGGGGGACGAAUGGAGGACAGAAUAAAUACUGGGGCGUGGGAGGAAUUGACGGAAAGAUGAGGACGCUACCUAGAAACAGGACGUUCCCAAUCCGAGGUUUUCAGAUCUACGAUGGCCCAGUGCGGCUUACACAGAGCACAUUUCGUGGCUUCGCCCCCUUAAGCGAAACAAAUAAACGCACAACAACCACACCAGAACGAGCUACGCCAGAAAACACCACGCGUCAUACCAGUGCAGUGGGAUUUAACUUGAAGAACACCUGGCAGCUCACCCCUCGAAACAACCUGUCCCAGCUCAGUUUCCACUCCACAGUGCAUCUUCGGGCAUUCUUUGGACAACCUGGAGAGUGGUUUGAUGAAAACAACCUGGACGGUGACAAAACCUCCAUCUUUCACGAUGUGGACGGCUCAGUGACGGGCUACAGUGACACCUACGUUGGCCGAGCAGACAACUACCUGAUCCAACAUCCUGGCUGUGUGAAAAACCUGAAGUGGAAUGGAGUGAUAUGCAGCGGCCGCUACUCUCAGGUGUACAUCCAGACCCAAGGAGCCCCUAGCCUGAGUUUAUCCAUCAGCAGAGAUGAAUACCCUAAUUCUCCUCUGUUACUGAGGGGGAUUAACAGCCAGGGGGCGUCGUCCCAGCAGUACCAGCCCAUCCUGAUGAUGAGCAAGAGCUACACUCUGCACUGGAGUGGGCCUGCGCCCAGAGAAAUGGUCCUCUCUCUCAUUAACUUUGAUAAGGAUGACUGGGUGCUGGUGGGACUCUGUUAUCCGUCAGACACCACUUUUCAGAUUAUGUCCGACACAUACGACAGGCAAAGCAACAUAUUUGAUGACAUCACAGACUACGGCACCGUGUUAUCCUUCUCAGAGCUGCAGAAAAAGACAAUGGAGAGGAAGUACUACUUUGACCAGACUGCUGGCUUAUUGUGGCUCUACCUUCGGGCCCGGCAUGGUCGUGAUGGUCACAGCUACUGUUCUGUUAAAGGCUGUGAAAGAGUGAAGAUCACGGCCACUACAUCCUCCAAAGAGACCUGUAACUGUACAGCCAAAGCUUACCCCAAGUACGCCAAGGCUCCCUCAGUCGUGGUGCCUAUGCCGGCUCUAAACACGCAGCCCUGCAGAGACUGCGGUGCUAAACAGCUUGUGUUUUCCAGUGAGCCAUGGACCUCCUACCUCCAGACUCAAGUGAAGUCUCUCAGCGUUAAAGAGCAGCAGCGAGGAGAUAACGUCUCCUUGAUCACUGUGAAUGAGAUCACCAUGUCCUUCUCACAGCCGGGGUUUUUCCUGGUCUCAGUGGAUGCCUGCUCUGGAAAAGUCACCAAGAAAACCUCAUUUAGUAAAGUGGAUAAAAAGAUGGAAACAUACCUAAAAAGUGGCAUACCAAACAGGUCAAUAGUCCUCAUGGCAACACGGGGACAGUCGGGGGAGCUGGUCAAUAUCGCACCACAUCUGGUCUCUCUUGGUGUGGCCAAAGCUCCUGAUCUGCACAGUAAAGAGAGUCUGGCACUUUGGGGCUUCCGAGGUGGUUCCUCAUCUCCUUUUUGGGUUUCACUACUGGCUGGACAAGGCGAUGACGUCUUAGGGCUGGAGGAGCGCUACUUGCCUCUGGGCUUGGAGAUGUAUGGCUGUCCGCGACCUGCAACUCAAAAACGCAAAGACCUAGAGCUUCUGAAAAUAGUCACAGGACAACAAUAACCAAUGUGAACUGAACAUGUUACCUAGCCGUAAUGCUCUUGCACACAGAUACACAAACACACAGCCAUUUGAUGAAUGUGAACUGCUGAACCUUUAAUUUAUUAACGAUGACAAAGAUGUUUACUGCUUUCAAGAGGAAAGAAAGUGGGUUUUUUUUUAUGAAUGGAAUGAAGUUUUUGUGCGUGUGUGCGCGUGUGUAUGUAUGUGUCAGUAUGCCUUUGGGCCAUGAAGUCAAUGCACUUUCCUUUUUAUACACACACAACCUGCCUUACCAGCCAGAGUGACGUAAUAGAGCUUUACAGUAACACAGGAGAAGAAACAAACCCGAAGCAAUCCUGCAAGAUCUACCUACCUGUCCUAUUUAUUGUGCAGUAAUUGACUCUGAACACAGAACCCAAUUCAUUGCAUACACAGAUCAAAAUUUAAUUAUGAGAAUAAAUGACUUUGAUUUGACGUGAAAGCGAAAUAAGAUGGAUUUGAUGUGCUCAGGUCGAAAGGAAGUGAUAAAAACAAAUGUCAUUGCCUCUGAGACGUGGAUGGCAGUAUUAAGCCAAAAACCGUUGUUAAUGUUUUUUAGUGGCAUUGGUGAUUAAUACUGCAAAUCUCCUUUAAAACAUAACCAUAACAAGCCAUAUUCAUAUCGAAAUAAUCAUGUAGAUGCAUAAUAAUAAUGUGCGUAAAAUUUGACUGUUUUUGGCCUUUCUUGUGUACAAAAAACCCUUAAAAAUAACCGACUUCUGUGCAGGUGACUCCUUUUAUAUUUGACACGUUGCAAUAGAUUCUCUUUAACUGGAAAACCUCCGAAUCUCGUGCAGCUCUACAUCUGAGAUCUUUAAGCACCUUUUUAUGGAUUUCUUUACAGACUCACUGCAUCUCGUUUUUCCUCCUCAUGUUUGUAUUUGUCUUUUCACAGUGAUGGUGUGUCGGCCACAAAUACUUUUCCUCUAUUUUUUGUUUUGUCUUCUCAAACAGAAAUGAAUGUUUUACCUUUCAUCUGCCUCAUUCAUGUGCAUUAUUGCCAAAACAGUAUGGUGACAUAUAACUCUAGGUUGCCUUUUCCUUUUUUUUUUUUUUUUAAGUUUGUAUCCGUGCUGUACAGCAGUGACAGUAAAUGCAUCAUAUUUUAGCUGUAAAGGUUAUACGGCUUUAUUUUGAGACUAUUUUAAUCUUUACCGGCUGUAUUGAUGUGAGCAGGGCUCCCCCACUGAGCGAUGAUGAGUAGUUGUGACUGUGUGAGUAAAUGUCUGAUCAUGUAAGGUGAAGGGAUGACCUCGCUGCCUUUUAACCACUCUACUGUUAAAAAGAGCAAAAGACCGAGAAAUGGGUUCAGUCCCUUUGCCUUUUCCUUAAGUUGAAGAUUCAUUGAGCACAAGUGAGUUGUUUGUUUUGUUUUUCUUCUUAAGAUUAGGGGUGAACUUUGUAAAUAAGAUGUUGAACUGUACAUGUAAUGGAAAGUAGACUCCCAUUAAUGUGUAUUUUAUUUUAUUUGUUUCUUAUUAAUUGAUAAAUGAUUUGGAAAAAGACAUCUUUCCUGCAAUUUGUUAUGAAAUUGCCAAACAAAUAAAGUUGUGUUUUGUUUUA